Schizosaccharomyces octosporus yFS286 is the source of this 1633-nucleotide messenger RNA. RefSeq names its product CBF/Mak21 family protein. The record is from RefSeq and is a predicted model, not a curated record. The transcript has a single exon. Gene Ontology annotation, cellular component: small-subunit processome; Noc4p-Nop14p complex; nucleolus. Gene Ontology annotation, biological process: ribosome biogenesis. NCBI's taxonomy places the organism in Eukaryota, Fungi, Ascomycota, Schizosaccharomycetes, Schizosaccharomycetales, Schizosaccharomycetaceae. Bases 32 to 1483 code for a protein of 483 amino acids.
UGCAUAAUGGUUGAACUUUCCAGGAGCCAAAAUGAUAAAAACUUUGGAAAAUGACAUUUAUAAGUCGAAAAAGAAUUUAAACAAUGUUAUUGAAUUAAUGAAUUAUAUGGAUUAUCAAACCCAUUCAUUAGAAGAAGUGAAUGAGGCAGCAGCUGCGCUUUGUCGUGUUUUCAGUCAUUUCUUUAAAACGAAGGAGCUCAAACGCCCCGAUGCUGAUGAUGAAUCUGCGGGUGCCAUGGUCCAAAAUUGGAUUUCCGAUAAUUUCAUUUCAUUCACAGAAAAAUUGAUGCAGGUAUAUUCAGAACCCGAUGUGGAUGCCUUGCAGGUAUCGUUUUUGACAAUAGCCUUACGUCUUUGCAAGGCUGAAUCAUACUUGGACCCAAAUGGACUUUUAAGAAAUCAAUUGUAUUUUCGAAUUUGUACCGCUUUAGCUGCAGCAUCGAAUUUAUCGGACCUUUGUGUUCAAGAUUUCGUGCAAUCGUAUCUCACUAAAUACACGGAUUUGUUAUAUUAUUUCUAUAAGAACGUCUCGAAAAUAGCUAGCGCAUACACAGAAGAUGAUUUAUCGGGCUUUUCGUCAGAUGAAAUUCAUACACUUGCUUCAAAUAUUAUUCGCAUAGUCUCACUCAUACCUUCUCCGCUCUCAUCAUCUUUGUCCUGGGCAUCUACGCUUUCAUCAAAUGUCGAGCAAUCAUCAUCCUUAAAGCGCGCCUUCCAAGAUGCUUGGUUGUCCGCAUUGUCUCUUCCUCUUUCAAUCGAUCUCUAUAAACGGAUUUUGAGUGUUAUCCACAAGCGCGUGAUUCCCUUCCUUCCCAAGCCAACAAUGCUUAUGGAUUUUUUGACUGAUGCAUACAAUUCUCAUCAUACCGUUGCGUUGCUAGCCUUGAAUGGUCUUUUCACUCUAAUCAUGGAGCACAAUCUUGAUUAUCCUUUGUUUUAUCCUAAACUUUAUGCUCUUCUGGAUAGAAAUUUAUUGUACUUGCGUACAAGGUCUCGCUUCUUCCGUUUACUCGAUUUAUUUUUGUCCUCUACUCAUUUGCCUGCUACGGUCAUUGCUUCUUUUAUUAAAAAAUUGGCCCGUCUAGCUUUAACUGGAUCACCUGGUGCGAUUGCUAUCGUUAUUCCUUUUAUUUACAAUUCUUUACAGCGUCACCCAAGUUGUAUGCGAAUGCUCCAUCGGGAUGUCAGCGAAGAAGAUGAUCCUUUUGAUAUUCAGCAACCUGAUCCUUUGCUGACAUCUGCAAUUGAUUCUUCACUUUGGGAAUUGCAUACGUUGCAGAAUCAUUACUAUCCCAACAUUGCUAGUUUGGCUGGUAUCAUGAGUCAACAAUUCACCAAACCUCGUUACGAGUUAGAGGACUUUCUAGAUCACAACUACGCUACUAUGUGCGAUGCAGAACUGCGAAGACCGAUAAGAAUUGAACCACCUAUUGAAUAUGAGAAGUGUACUCUUUCUUCCUAUCUUGACGAUUCUUGGGCAUAAAUUUGGAUUGGGUUUAAAAUUUUAAGUUGUUUAAUAAAAUUGGGUUAUCAUGGUUAUAUUUUCUACUAGAAUACUUCAAAAAUAAAAUUCUAAAACGAUAUGUCCUAGUUGAUAUGUACAUCAGUCAGGAGUAAUUGCAUAUAUUCUCGC